ACUCGCCCGAUCGAGAGAAAGCCAACAUGAAAGACAGAUAGGGCGUGUUUUUUUGUUGUUGCUGUGAUAAAACACAAACAAUCCCCCCCCUCUCUCUUUUAGCAAAACUGGAAGAACUCGUGCACCGUGAGCAGGAUUUAUUUUUACCAUUUUUCAGAUGCUGCUUUGAGAGUCAGAGCUGACAACACGAGCAGUCAUGAACGACAAUUUCGACCGAGCUCCUGGAGCAGGGAGAUCCCGCAACCACCCAGCGGACCCGGGGCUUCUGGCUGCCUCCGGGGACGGGGACUCCAAAACCACGCUUUUUAACCAAAGGGAACCAUUGAGACAGCCGAGGACAUCUCCGCCUUUCUCUGAGAACAACAUCAGCGACAUGAUCGGCUCCGGCGGAGAUUGUAAAAGACAGAACAAACCACAACAAAGUGCAAAUGCCAACAAUGCUUCAGUCUCCAGAGGAUCUAAUGAUGUGGAUUCCUUGGUCAAGACAUCGAAGCUUUCAGCUACCGCUGCAGAGUUUGUCCCCUCCGGAAUUAACCUGUAUGAAGAUCCCAGUUACGAUGACUAUGAAAGCGAUUACAGUGAACCUUCCUUGGCUUCUACGGUCACAGAAUUCCUCGCCCACCUGAGCUCCUCGCCCGGGUCCUUUGAGUCGGAUGUCGAAUACAUAACUGGUAUAUUCAAUUCUUGGGUUACCACUGAAGAGCUGUUGCAGGAGCUGGUGGAGCUGAUCUACACAGAGUCCACCGCCAUUCCUAACUUCUCUUACACUGGUGCCAGGCUCUGUAACUACCUGUCCCAUCACCUUAUUGUCAGCCCACCAAGUGGUAACUUUCGCCAGCUGCUCCUGAAAAGAUGUCGACAAGAAUUUGAACAGAGGGAUGCAGCGGUCCGAGGAGACACUGACACUCAGAAGAAAUUUCACUCCUUUGUGCUCUUUCUGGGAGAGCUCUAUCUUCACCUGGAGAUAAAGAGUAAAAAUGGACCUCCAAAUCGAGCUAAUGUCCUCCUUGAUGCUCUGAAAGACCUGAUGAAAAGUCUGCUCUCUAAUCCUGUGGAUGCAAACCUCAUCUGUGCUGUGAAACUGCUUAAGCUGACAGGUUCUGUCCUGGAUGAUACAUGGAAAGAAAGUGGAAAACCACAUAUGGAAGAAAUCAUCCAAACAAUAGAGAAAAUUCUACUAGAUGCCACUUGCAGUAGAGAUGUCCGACAAAUGCUUCUGAAACUAGUAGAGCUAAGAUCCAGUGACUGGGGCAGAGUUCGUGCUUCAGCGGCCAGUAAUGCUACACCAGAAAAUGACCCCAACUACUUUAUGAAUGAACCUACAUUCUACACAGAAGAUGGGACACCGUUUACUGCAGCUGACCCCGAAUAUGCUGAGAAAUACCAAGAGAUCUUGGACAGGCAGGACUAUUUCCAUGAUACUUGUGGAGACAAUGGAAAUGAAGAGUACGACUUUGAAGAUGAGAUGGAUCCUGAGAUAGAAGAAGCAUUUGAGAAUUUUUGUUUAGAAUCAGAGAGAAAACGACAACAAUGACGUGAGAGUGUGAAUCUGUCAGACUUAACAGGCACAUACAGUACUUCCCACUCAACUUGCUGGAAUGUUGAAAAGCAAAGGAAACUAGUAUCAGAUAGGUUCAAACUUUUAUUUUACUGCAAAGAAGCAUUUUAACAAGAAACGCUGUUCAUAGUUGCACUCCUGACACUUUUCUUUGGUCAGUGUUGAUUAGCAAAUGGGGACAAUCAGUUGGAUAAUUGUUCGAAAUGUUAAGGUAUUAAGAUUUUCUUUGGACUUGGAAGUUCUCUCUUUGUUGUUUUUAAAUUCUUUGGGAACUUUUUUUUCUUUGCGCCUAAAGUAAAUGCCAAGAGGGAAAUAGUGUGCUGUGUGGAUUUAUUGCUGUGAAGUUAUUUUCCGAAAUGGCAGAAAGUUUCAUAAAAUGUGUGAAUAAUUUGUUAAAUACUAAUUAAUGCCCCAUGCAUAAAGUGCCGGCCAGCAGACUUAAAUCAUUGUCGGAGAUGCGUAAUCUUAAUGUACAAUGCUCUGUAGAUGGGGAGGAUGGGGGGGGGGUGGGGGGGUUGGCUGUAGUAGUAGCAUACAGUGCAUAUACAGACUCAAGCUCCACUGUUGUCAAACUCUGUCUCUUGUCUGGUUGCCAAUAUUUAACACUAUAACCACAAAGCUAUUUGCUUCUCUGGUUUUAGUUCACUCAAGUUCAAGAACUCUGAAAUACUGUGCCGUUUAUAAGGAGCAUUAUAGCACAAAACACCAACUGGAAUAUGUGAAUAUAGACAGAAGAUAUUAUUUAAUUCCUUUAGAGGGUUAUAGUAAUGACUCAAAAUUCUGAGAAUGCAGUGCAUCUAAAUCCCGUUUAUUUCCUGAAUGUAGCUUUAAAUAUCUACACAUCUUGCAGUUUGCAACAGUCAGCGUGAUGUAUAGUACCAGUCAAACGUUUGGGCACACCUUCCCAUUCGCUUUGAAUGAUAAAUUCUGUCCAAACGUUUGCCUGGUACUGCAAAUCACCUGCAUAAGACUGAAAGACUGUUAACCAGCAAUCCAUGGAACCCAUAAAAAGGAAUGUUGUUUUAUAGUUUGUACAUAUUAUUAUUUAUAGUAUUGUUUGCCUGCAAUAAAUUCUUUAUAAUGUGA
This is a messenger RNA of Scomber japonicus (chub mackerel), 2644 nucleotides long. RefSeq names its product poly(A) binding protein interacting protein 1 (gene paip1). Bases 197 to 1534 code for a protein of 445 amino acids. The transcript has 11 exons. NCBI's taxonomy places the organism in Eukaryota, Metazoa, Chordata, Actinopteri, Scombriformes, Scombridae. Gene Ontology annotation, biological process: regulation of translational initiation. Gene Ontology annotation, molecular function: protein binding; RNA binding; translation activator activity. The record is from RefSeq and is a predicted model, not a curated record.